Molecule: messenger RNA, 600 nt
Organism: Impatiens glandulifera
Lineage: Eukaryota; Viridiplantae; Streptophyta; Magnoliopsida; Ericales; Balsaminaceae
Product: transcription factor bHLH18-like
Exons: 2
Coding region: 9-428 (139 amino acids)
Source: RefSeq, a predicted model, not a curated record
ACAAACAGAUGGACAACGAAGAUAUUGUGAUUCAGGAUACCAUCAAACGAAUAAUAAGGCUUAAGGAACGGGUUGAUAAACUCGAGAAAAGAGUGCAAGAGAAACAUGCAUUAAAAUUGGAACCUGCUUCCUCAUCAUGUUCGGACAAUCAAAGUUCUAAUAACAAGGAACACGUAUCCCUUGUGCUCCGGAAAAUCAAGGCGAGGGCAGAGGAUGACCAUGUGUUGAUCUCAAUUCAAUGCUUGAAGAUGAAUGGUUCAACCGCUAAGAUUGCGAGUGAAAUAGAGAGGCUUGGUCUUUCUACUCUUACUUUGAGUGUGGUGCCAUUUGGGGAGUCCAUCUUGAACCUAACAUUUUUUACUCAGAUGGAAGAUGGAUUCAACAUGACAAUGACAGAUUUGGUAACAAACCUACAAGAAGCACUUUGAUAGUUCAUCAAAGCCAUUCCACAAAUAAUUCUCAGUUCUUAAUAACUAUUUGUUAAUUAUGUUUAUUUAUGUUAUGAGUAACCUUAAGAAGAAGAAACUGUGUUUUAUGUAUGUAAUAAUGCUUGAAAUUUGUGUUUAUAUUGAUUUUUGAGCUUUGUGUAUGUGAGUGUAC